Messenger RNA from Sclerotinia sclerotiorum 1980 UF-70, 810 nucleotides. RefSeq lists its product as hypothetical. The transcript is spliced from 3 exons. Lineage: Eukaryota; Fungi; Ascomycota; Leotiomycetes; Helotiales; Sclerotiniaceae. Gene Ontology annotation, molecular function: dioxygenase activity. Bases 1 to 810 code for a protein of 269 amino acids. The record is from RefSeq and is a predicted model, not a curated record.
AUGACCUCUCAAAGUAAUUCUCAAGAUUCAGCCCAAGGCCUUCCUAAUACUGACCUUCAAGGACUCUUUGAUCGGGACCCCGCCGAAGCCACUAAGCUCCUUGAUGCAUCGAAGCAAUAUGGUUUCUUCUACCUUGACUUUCGAACGAUCUCUAAGAGCAAGACUGUUCUAAGUCUCAUUAAUCAGAUAUAUCGCUUCGAGGAAGAGCUUUUCAGUCUUCCGCAGGACUAUCUCAUGAAAUAUGAUGUUGACGAAAUAGGGUAUAUGAAAUUGAAUGGUUACAAGCCAAAGGGAAGAAAUUUUGGGCAUGGUGUCCUGGGUCUUAGCGAUGAGCCAUAUUAUCGACCACCAAUUUUCGAUGAGAACAUGCCUAUGUUGAAAGCGUACAUGCUGGCAAUGCAGGAAGCUACGGCCUCUAUCCACGACGCUCUUUCACGGGCCCUAGGUCUCCAAGUAGGCAGAAGAUUAGAAGAAUUCCACAGACCAGAUCGAGCCUCGCCUUGCAUCCUCCGGCUACUAAAGUAUCAUCCUCAGCCUGCCGAGGAGCGCGGGGCAUCUGGAACGCCACAUACAGAUCUCGGUAGUUUGACGAUCUUGUUCACAAAACAACCUGGACUUCAGGUUUUGAGGAAGGGGUGUGAUAAAUGGGAAUAUGUUGAGCCAAGAGCUGGACAUGCGAUUAUGAAUAUUGGUGAUGGAAUGUCGCUGUUGACCAAUGGCCUUCUCCACUCAAGUCUUCAUCGCGUUGCACCACCUCCAGGACAGGCCGUGACGACCCGGUACUCUUUUGCAUCAACUCAGAUACUUUAG